Messenger RNA from Cordyceps fumosorosea ARSEF 2679, 1692 nucleotides. RefSeq names its product pseudouridylate synthase 3. The record is from RefSeq and is a predicted model, not a curated record. Gene Ontology annotation, biological process: mRNA pseudouridine synthesis; tRNA pseudouridine synthesis. NCBI's taxonomy places the organism in Eukaryota, Fungi, Ascomycota, Sordariomycetes, Hypocreales, Cordycipitaceae. Bases 1 to 1692 code for a protein of 563 amino acids. Gene Ontology annotation, molecular function: RNA binding; pseudouridine synthase activity. Gene Ontology annotation, cellular component: cytoplasm; nucleus. The transcript has a single exon.
AUGGAUCCAACCAACUACAACAGCUGGACCAAACUCGGCCUCGUCAAGAGGGUCCACCAGCUCGAGGCCGAGCUGCAAAGGCGACCGCCGGCACUAGAACCAGAGCCUGAAGCUCAGCAGCAUGACGGGGUCGAGGCGGCGGCCCCGACACCGGGAACGACGAAGCCCAAGGUUAAGCGCAAGAUGGACCCGACAAAGUACUCGACACGCUUCAUCGCGUUGAAGUUGGCCUAUCUCGGCAAGAACUACGGCGGGUUCGAGUUUCAAGCCAUGUGCAAGCAGCCGACCAUUGAGGAGGAGCUUUGGAACGCGCUGACAAAGGCCUGCCUCAUCUUCCCGGAGGAUGAGAAGAUUGUCGACUUCAACAUCUGCGAGUACUCCAAGUGCGGACGCACUGAUAGAGGUGUGAGCGCGUUUGGGCAAGUUAUUGGCAUUCGCGUGCGGAGCAACAAACCGUUGCCGAGGGAGCCCAGGCAGAGGGUAGAGGAGGAUGAGAUGGGAGGGCAAGCAGAACAGGAGCAAGAGGCAGCGGCCAAGGAGAAGCCGUUUGACCCCAUUGCUGAUGAGAUACCCUAUCCCAUGCUUCUCAACAGGCUAUUGCCUCCCGACAUCAGAAUUCUGGCCUGGUGCCCCUCGCCGCCGCCCGACUUCUCCGCGCGCUUCUCCUGCCGCGAGCGCCAGUACCGCUACUUCUUCACGCAGCCAGCCUUCUCUCCCGAACCCUCUGCCGGUAGCAGCGACGGUGCUCCCCCGUCGGGCUGGCUGGACAUUGACGCGAUGCGCGACGCGGCCAAGCGCUUCGAGGGCGAGCAGGACUUUCGUAACCUCUGCAAGGUCGACCCGGCCAAGCUCAUCACCAACUGGAAGCGCACCAUCUUUGAGUCCGACAUUGUCGAGGUCGAGGAAGGCGCCACCGCGCUGCCGUACAUCACCGCCGCCGGCUUCUCCCCUGCCGACCUUGCAGCCGCCGGCAGCGGCCGCAGCUUCCCCAAGGUGUACUACUUCCACGUGCGCGGCUCCGCGUUCCUGUGGCACCAGAUCCGGCACAUGGUCGCCGUGCUCUUCCUCGUCGGGCAGCGGCUCGAGCGGCCCGAGGUCGUCAGCGAGCUGCUCGACGUGGAAAAGUACCCGGGCAAGCCGGGCUACCCCAUGGCCGACGAGGUUCCGCUGGUCCUGUGGGACUGCGUCUUCCCGGACCUCAUUCCGGCGGCCGAUGCGGGAGAGGUACCGCCAUCGGCGAACAACAAGCACGUCGACAGCAUGCAGUGGAUCCGGGCCGGCGCGGAGACGUCGUCGCGGAUGCGCGCCGGCCAGUUCGGCCCGUUUGGCGCGCUGGACGGCAUGUGGAAGGUCUGGCGCGGACACAAGAUGGACGAGCUGCUGUCGGGUCGGCUACUGCAGCUGAUGGCGGAGCAGGCGGCCGAGAGCGAGGGCGAGGAUGGGACGACCCGGCACGAGGAGAAGCAGCUACCGCCGUCGAACAAGAAGGCGGCGCUGAGCGUGAGGCUGUACGAGGGCGGCAAUACAGGGCGGCCGGCGGGCAAGUACGUGCCGAUGGAGAAGAAGGACAAGCUGGAGUCGCCGGACGAGCUGAACGACAAGUAUGCACGACGCAAGGGGUUUGUGGAUGCGGCGGAUAUGCGGGCUAGGCGAUACGAGGGCAAAGAUGUUGUGAUGCAAGAUGAUGAGUAA